AUGGAAGCCACUCAGGAAUCCACCCAGCCAUGUGCUGAUCCUCGCCGAAAGGGAAUGCACAACUCGGGCAUACAGGAUCAAGACCUGGCCGACAUCAUCUGCAUCCUUCAUCCAAAUUCACAUGCUGCCCAUGAUGCUGUUGGUGCCACUGGAGGAAUCUAUCCGCAGCAUAUUCUACAAAGGGACAUACUGGAGCGCGAAUCCUCUCACACAGCAGCAUUAGAUUUGGCAUUGAGACUCUCAUCAAAAGUUCACAAUCUGGGACUCGGCUUUUGCUUUGGUCGCAAUCGCUCUCGUUGUGAUGUCCUUCUUAGUGUUGACGAUGAUGCUAAACGGGUGUCAAACAACCACUUCCGCAUAUACCUAACCGAGGACGGCAUUCUCAUGCUACAGGACACGUCGACAAAUGGUACCAUCGUGGAUAACUGCCGCCUGCGAAAAUCCCAGAAGGAUGGGAAUAGUAGAAUGCUCACAAAUGGAUCUAUCAUUCAAGUCGUCACUGGAUCCCAAACCUCCGAUGAGGUUCGCUUUGUGGUUCGAAUUCCGUCACGAGAAGGAUUUGCUGUCCAAUAUCAUGAGAAUUUGUUCUACUAUUUUGAACGAGUUCAUGCCCAUACCCCGGCGCAUAGAGAACGACAGGGGCCAAGCCCAUCUGCCUUGGCGUGGUCAUCUGCCAACGCUUAUGGCAUGCAUUGGACCGGUGGUGCGGAGUACAACGUUACUGGACAGAUUGGAAAGGGCGCUUUCGCUACUGUGUACAAGAUUGCAACCAAACAACACGGGGCCAUCUAUGCUGCAAAGGAACUCGACAAGCGUCGCUUCAUGAAGAACGGUAUUCUUGAUCAAAAGGUUGACAAUGAGAUGAAAAUCAUGAGAGACCUCACACAUCCGAAUAUCGUUCAAUACAUUGAUCACCAUGAGCAUGAUCGAUGGAUUUAUAUCAUCAUGGAAUAUGUUCCAGGCGGCGAGCUGUCAACAUACCUGCAGACGCAAGGAAGAAUUGCCGAAGAGAUGGUGAGGACAAUCGCACGUCAAGUUUUACGGGCCCUUCACUAUUUGCAUAAACGCCGCAUCACCCAUCGAGACAUCAAACCAGACAACAUUUUGAUUGCCUCGCUUGACCCACUCAGAAUCAAAUUAUCUGACUUUGGGUUGUCGAAAGUUGUGGAGCAGGAAACGUUUCUAAAGACUUUCUGCGGCACGCUUCUGUACUGUGCGCCUGAGGUGUACCCGGACUAUGAUCAAUAUCGUCGUGGCGAGCUCCGGAAGAGGCGCCGCGUUGGUGAUCCGCCUCCCAAAACAUCCCCGUACAGCCAGUCUGUCGACAUGUGGUCGCUAGGCGCAGUUCUUUUCCAUAUCCUGUCCGGAGUUCCCCCAUAUUCAGGCCGUGCAGAAGAUCGAGGUGUCCAGAUGCUUCGUACUAUUAUGACAAGUGACGCCGACUUCGACGCUUUACGCCGCGCAGGCGUGUCUGAGUCUGGUAUCGACUUUGUCGCCCAGCUUCUCAACCGGGACCCCUUUUCCCGUCCGACAGAGAAGGAGUGUUUUCAGCACCCCUGGAUUGCAGAGGUCCCCGACGUGGAUGAAUACGAGGAUGAUGACGACUUGCUAUCUGACCAUCAUGAUGGGCUCUCGAUAAUUGGCGAGGAUGCCGAGGACGAGCUAGACGCUUCACAAUUGUCCAUCGCUGAUGGUCUGGGCCACGUUCACGAAGCCGACGCCGAAGAAGGUACCAGCAACGAGGCACUCUCCAAACGGCCGCGGAUUGAGUACAUUCCCACCGAUGUGCGCUAUCCCAGCCUUCCAAACAUUGAGAGUUUCCAAGACGGGCAAGCGGUGGUGGACAAUCAUGCCAAACGUUUGUUUGGCGAAGUUUGCCCCUCAGCUCUGCGGAGCUCCCACGCACUCGGAAAUAUGGAUGCCUAUGACGCCAGUAAUUUUCAGGUUGACUUUCUCUCUUCCAGUGAGUCGAUGAUAAGCAACAACCCAAACGACUCGAUUAUCUCUCUCCCGGCGGUACCCUUCGGUGGCACUGCGCCCAGUUUGAUGGGCGCAGAGAAACUCGUUGGGCAACUCAACAUGAAUUCCUUGCAUCCCACUCUGCGGCUCCAAGAUGGCCCGGUUAUUAAAUCCUCCUUGCGGCAGACUACCCCUGAGCACAUCAAGAACGCGAUGGCGGCUAGUAAACUCAACAGGGAUUCUGUGCCACCGACUUCGAGCCCUAAAGAAGAACCUGUCUCGAGUCCGCAAGAGCCAACCCCUAAAGCCAAGUUCACCCGUCGGAUUGACCUUGCUCUUGCACUCCCCGAUACAGCCAGUGAGGCAUCUAGCGAUAACAGUCCCCACAGCAGCCGCCGCGAGACAGCUCCUAGUGACCCCUCUCGUCCGUCUAAAUCAGAAUACGACCUCGAGUUUGCUACUACCCUCGAUGCGCAGACAGGCCAGGCUAUCCUGGAUCAGCUCCGCGCCGAGGAAUCGGAUUCAUCAGAACCCAUUGUUCAUCGGCCCAACCCGCCCCCUCUUCCCUCCACGCUCUCUAAUCCCGCAUUCGCCAAACCGCCAAAGAGAUAUGGAAAACUGAAGAGUCUCCCGGGUUCGAUCUUCGACUUGACAAUCUACCUCGAGGAUCGUCUCACUUCGUGGGGUCGAGGGCCGUCUGCGACAAUUAAGCAUGCUGACCCCAUGGACACAAGAAUCCCGGCAUAUGCCCUAGAGGUCACAUUCUGGAGUCCGGGAAUCGAGGCGAGGAUUGCAUCAGGUGAAAGCUGGCUCGACAUCCCAGGUGUUAUGGCUAUUCUCUCCACUAAAGCGCGUCUUGGAAUCUGGGUAAAUGACACUCUGCUGUGCCGUGGUUCUAUGACCGAGGAUGGUCCUGAGGCUUUACAAUUCGGGAAACUCUACACCGGCGACAUCAUCACUGUCUAUCAAAACAAAGACCGAACGAAGUUCCUCAAGCUCCAGUGUGACUUUACCCAUGGCGAGAGCGCCCAACCUCGACCCGCACAUGAAGCCGGAUUCAUGGUGCGGCAGGCUCUCAUGGCCAAGGCCCACGGGGCCGCGAACCGAAUGCCGAUUCGGCGUCAAAUCAAGGAUCGGGAUUAG
Molecule: messenger RNA, 3102 nt
Organism: Penicillium coprophilum
Lineage: Eukaryota; Fungi; Ascomycota; Eurotiomycetes; Eurotiales; Aspergillaceae
Product: serine/threonine-protein kinase
Exons: 3
Coding region: 1-3102 (1033 amino acids)
Biological process (GO): autophagy; peptidyl-serine phosphorylation
Cellular component (GO): cytoplasm
Molecular function (GO): protein serine/threonine kinase activity; ATP binding; protein binding
Source: RefSeq, a predicted model, not a curated record